UGAAAAAAAACAAAAAACCACGCAUUAAUGCAGUCACAUUUUGCCGGACCCUUUUUCUGGGUCACCAAAUCUCUCAGCUCUUUGGGGCUCCGAAUCCGAUUCAAGUAACCGAGUCGUGGAGAGGACGGGUUUUACUUCCUCUUCUUCUUCGUCUGCUUCUUUCUAUGGCUCAGAUUGUGCUAAGUGCUUCACUACCAUCAAUUUUGCCUCUGAAUCACCACCGUGCUGCAAAGAAAUUGAAAUGGGUUCUGAGUUGUUCUUGUUCGGGCAAGAACAAUUUGAGAAUUUUUACAGGUUUCCGAAGCAGCAGAGGAUCUCAAAUUGUUGUUGUUUCGGGUCUAGAAGGGAAUAAUUCGGGUCAUAUUUCGGACCCCCAGCUUCCUGCUGAAGGUCAAGAAGAAGCUCAAGCUCAAGCUCAAGCUCAACCACACCUUCGUCACUCUUGGACUAAUAACAAGCCGUCCGAUCAAGACCCACCACCGAAAAUGAAGACCACAAGCCGUUUUUUCACGAUCGGGCUCGUCAGCGCCUGGUACUCUUCCAACAUUGGUGUCCUCUUGCUGAACAAGUACUUGCUCAGCAACUAUGGCUUCAAGUACCCGAUCUUCCUCACUAUGUGCCACAUGACCGCUUGUUCUUUGUUUAGCUACGUUGCUAUAGCGUGGAUGAAGAUGGUUCCUAUGCAGACCAUUCGAUCCCGGGUUCAAUUCUUGAAGAUCUCCGCCCUCAGCCUUGUGUUUUGCGUGUCGGUUGUGUUUGGGAACAUCUCACUUCGGUAUUUGCCUGUGUCUUUCAACCAGGCUAUUGGUGCCACCACGCCUUUCUUCACCGCCGUAUUUGCUUACCUUAUGACGCUAAAGAGGGAGGCUUGGCUUACUUAUGUGACCCUCAUUCCGGUUGUUACAGGGGUCAUCAUCGCAAGCGGGGGUGAGCCGAGUUUCCAUCUAUUUGGGUUUAUUAUUUGUGUUGCGGCAACGGCUGCAAGGGCCCUCAAGUCAGUGCUGCAAGGGAUUUUGCUUUCCUCUGAAGGGGAGAAGCUGAACUCUAUGAACCUCCUUCUAUAUAUGGCUCCAAUUGCUGUCGUCUUUCUUCUUCCUGCAACUCUCAUCAUGGAGGAGAAUGUAGUUGGUAUUACGCUAGCCCUUGCUAGAGAUGAUAUCAAGAUCAUAUGGUAUCUGAUAUUCAAUUCAGCAUUAGCGUAUUUUGUAAAUUUGACCAACUUUUUGGUCACGAAACACACGAGUCCUCUGACUCUCCAGGUACUAGGAAAUGCUAAAGGAGCUGUAGCUGUGGUGGUUUCGAUUUUAAUUUUUAGAAAUCCUGUUUCUGUGACGGGAAUGUUGGGUUAUACUCUCACAGUCCUUGGAGUUGUCCUCUAUAGUGAAGCCAAGAAAAGAAGUAAAUCAUAAAAUCAAUCUGGGAAUGGAUCAAGUGGAAUUCCCUUAUAUUUUGUUUUUUCUGUGAGGAAUGCAGCGGAGCCUUUCCUGGAGGCAAAUUUGGGCCACAUGAAAUCAGUUGGUGUCAGGAUUUUGCCCUCUGAAUUAUAUUUUUUUCCCCCCUGGAAGCCUCAGAGAGUGUUUCCAUUUGUAUCAGCAACAAAGCAGGAUUAGUCAAAUUAGGAAAUUAAUAAGUGACUCAAAUAUCGCUAUUAUUCCCAGCUUGGGGUUAUGAGGAAUAUGUUUUUUUUCUUCCUUUUUUUUUUUUAAUUCUUUUGGCGAAGGGUUGUAGAAUUGGUCUCCACACAAUCAGUCUGUUAUUAACAUUUCUUAUAUUGAUUAAUUCAUGAAAAACAGUUAUAAUUUUCAGUUA
Molecule: messenger RNA, 1809 nt
Organism: Ziziphus jujuba (common jujube)
Lineage: Eukaryota; Viridiplantae; Streptophyta; Magnoliopsida; Rosales; Rhamnaceae
Product: probable sugar phosphate/phosphate translocator At3g11320
Exons: 6
Coding region: 165-1409 (414 amino acids)
Cellular component (GO): Golgi apparatus
Molecular function (GO): antiporter activity
Source: RefSeq, a predicted model, not a curated record